AUGCCCCACAAGGAUUUUCAAAAGGAUCUCAGCGAGGCGGCCGCUCCUGGUCGAUUUCCUCACCUGAGUGAAGUCAGGGCGGGAGACUAUGAGGGUUCCAUUUCGUUUACGUUUACCUUCUCAGACUCCAGACUUGAAUUUCAAGCGAUUGUGUCCGACCCCCACGAUUACCCCAAAGACCACAACUAUUUUGUCUUUGCUACCUCAGAAAACACCCCCAGUGCAGUGACAACAUCCCUGGAAAAUUCCCAGGUCUUAUUCCCCGGGUUUUCUAUUGAGGACUUGCUGAGCAGCGUCGAUGGCAUGGUGAAUGGUGUCCUUGUUGCUCCCUCUCAGACAUCCACCCAUUUGGAUCAGAGCGAUGACUUUUCAGCCGGUGAAGAUAAUGAGGAAUCUGACUGGGAAUGGGAAGAGGAAAACGAAAACCCUUUCUUUGUGCCUGUUUCUAGUGGACCUGAAUUACGACUGAAAAUCCGCCGUGACCUCCGGGUUGCCAAAAACGCCGGGUUCAAAGUGGGAUACCUGGGACAGAUUACUGGCACAAUCAUUGUGUUGGUGUCAUGCCGUAUUGCCCGACUCGGCAUUUCUGAAGAGGUGAUGCAAGCAUGGAAUGUGCGUCCCUCAGACUACCUGGUGUUGGUGAUUCGAUAUCGGCCGACCUAUCAAGAUCUCCAGGAUAUCCUCCAGGAGAAAGACCCCAAAUCCCCCUUUGUCUCAAUGCAUGUGGGACUCUGUGAGUCCUAUAAGCCAUCUCUGGCCCAGGCCAUGUUGGCCAUUCAAGGAGCAGCAACACCAGACGACCAGGGGGAAAGCUUGGUCGUGCCAGAUCUGGAACAAGGCCAUGAUCUCAAGAGUCUAUUUAUUGGAAAGCCGCUCAAGUCGCUGCUCAAUGAACGGUUCCUCGGGAUUGUGAGGCUUCGACUGAAGCAUGGGUUUUCAUGGACCGGAGCGGAGUUGUGUUUCCACACCAUCCAAGGCAAGAUUCUCGGUGACAGCGAAGUAGGCCGGAGUGAAUUUUUUGAGCCCGACAACUGGACCGCAUCGCCCCCAGCGUUUCUUGUGGCUGACCACAUGGCCGAUGCGGGCAUGGAUGCCUCCAAGCUCUCUUUACCUCUUCUGGCCAUGCAGUUUACUCUGCGUCAUUUUGUCAAGUGCACGGAGUUUUGUCUGGUCUGCCACUGCAAGACCCAUGAUAAUUUUGAGGCACUGAAGCCAUACGUCUGCUCGAACGGACUGUGCCUGUACCAAUACAUUACACUGGGCAUGGGCCCCAGUCUGGAGUACGAGAUUCGCACCCAACCCAACGUGGUUGACCUGCUGGUCAGCCUGACAUACGACCGAGCAAGAUCAGGCCACCUUUGUGAUUUUCCUACUGGCCUUGGUCUUCGGGUGCCUCGAAAGUUGAGCCUUCCCUCAAUUUCUGAUGGCACGUCGACAACUGUACAAACUUCAUGCGAUGCUGCACAGCUGAAUCCUGCCAAGCUGGAGCUCCGUCCAUUGAAGCCGCAUCAUGCCAAGGUCGGCGAUUGGAUUACUUUUAUGAAACCUGGCAGCGUUCUUGACAUGAUUCCUACGCAGCAUUGGAGUGGCCGCAUCAAGCAUAUUGGGGAGUCAUCUGAUUACAUUUAUCUCUCAUCGUCAAUUUCUCGCCCCGAUAUGUCGUUUCCCGCAGAAGCGCCGACUGGGAUCGUCGAUGUGGAGUUUGCAAUCUACGAGGAGAAGUUUGAUGAUCUGACCUUUUCGCAGAAGCAGGAUGCAAUAGUCGCGCUCCUGAACACGCUGCCGAGCAUCACCAGCAUGAAGAGUUUCCUCGAGAGCAGCUGUAAUGACACCCUCCUUUCGUCUUGGAAAGAUCGCAUUUCCCCGGCUGCCUUGGACUUGCUGCGGUGGAUUGUCGCCUCCAAUCGAUCGUGCAUCAUGCAAGACAAUGAUGAUCCUCAGCACCUUGUGUCGGGAAUGGAUGGCUAUAUCCAGUUCCGGUUGGCUCAAGGAGCCCCUGACAAGGAGCAACGCUUUAUUGACGCGGUCAAUUCGGUUUCCUUGGCCGCCAACCCCCAACAUCCAACUAUCUUUGCGUGGCACGGGAGCCCUUUGCGUAACUGGCACAGCAUCCUCCGCGAAGGACUGCACUUCAAAAAUAUCGCCAAUGGCCGUGCUUGUGGGAAUGGCGUCUAUCUUUCUCGCCAUUUCGGCACCUCGUUGGGUUACACCCAAGUUAAUCGCGCCCCCUUUCUAGGGUGGCCGAACAGCAGGUUGAACAUCCAGUCGGUGAUCUCUUUGAACGAGGUGGUCAAUGCCCCCCAGAAGUUUGUGUGUAUCAAUCCCCACUACGUGGUACAGUAUCUGGACUGGAUCCAGCCCAGAUAUCUCUUCGUCAAAGGCAACGGCUUUGUUUCUCCUCCUAAACCUGGAGAGCCGCCCUCGCUCGUCUACAACCAAGACCCGAACCGUUGUGCCUAUGGCCCCAAAGGCACUGCGAUUGUGAUCCCAAUUUCGGCCCUGAGCAGCCAGCGACGACAGAACCUCGACGCGGAGCCAAAAGCAACCCCGGAACAGGCAUCACCCACUAAGAAGUCUCCCUCAAAGUUUGCCAGGGCCCCCAGCAAAAAGCGGAAACGAGGAUCAAAGCAUGAGGAAGAGAUGAGCGACGACAAUGUCAGUGUCACCACAGCGGUGGAAGAUCUCAAAAUUCUUCUUUCCGACUCGGACGACGAUAUAAACGAGCCCCCGAGGAAGUCCAGCGUGGACAGAAACCCGGCCCAAGACGCUGACCCCAAGACCGACUUUGAGCCAGGAACGUUGAGCGAGGAAAACUUGCCGCUCCUCAGUCCUCCAGAAUACGCAACCAUGUCGGCAACGAAGAUGCUCCAGCAGCACCUCCAAGCAGCACUCAGAGUCCAGAAGCGGGAAGCCCUCCACGAACUGGGCUGGUACGUCGACCCAAGCCUGAUCAAAACCGUGUACCAGUGGAUCGUGGAGCUGCACACAUUCGAUCCUGCGCUCCCACUAUCCCAGGAUCUCAAAGCCGCGAAUCUGAAGAGCGUGGUGCUGGAGCUCCGCUUCCCGCCCCAGUUCCCAAUGGACCCCCCCUUUGUGCGGGUCAUCCGCCCCCGAUUCCUGGAGUUUGCCCACGGCGGCGGGGGGCAUGUCACUGCCGGUGGAGCUAUGUGCAUGCAGCUACUGACCAACUCGGGCUGGCUGCCGACGGCGUCGAUUGAAAGCGUGCUGCUGCAGGUCCGCAUGGCGAUUACCAACACUGAGCCUCGUCCUGCGCGUCUGGCUCCGCGUCAGCAGCGCAAGAGUUACACUGUCGGUGAGGCGGUCGAAGCUUACAAGCGAGCGUGUCGGACGCAUGGUUGGCAGAUUCCAAAGGAUCUGCAGCGUCUUUCAUGGUGA
Messenger RNA from Penicillium alfredii, 3396 nucleotides. RefSeq names its product putative ubiquitin conjugating enzyme. Gene Ontology annotation, molecular function: NAD+ poly-ADP-ribosyltransferase activity. The transcript has 2 exons. NCBI's taxonomy places the organism in Eukaryota, Fungi, Ascomycota, Eurotiomycetes, Eurotiales, Aspergillaceae. The record is from RefSeq and is a predicted model, not a curated record. The coding region runs from base 1 to 3396 and encodes 1131 amino acids.